This is a messenger RNA of Labrus mixtus (cuckoo wrasse), 3214 nucleotides long. Its product is annotated as SUZ domain-containing protein 1-like. Bases 425 to 907 code for a protein of 160 amino acids. Lineage: Eukaryota; Metazoa; Chordata; Actinopteri; Labriformes; Labridae. The record is from RefSeq and is a predicted model, not a curated record. The transcript has 4 exons.
GUGACGUCAUUUCCUUUGCUGCUUUAACCCAAGGAAACCAAACAGUUAAACGAGAAACAGCCAAAGUGUGAAACUGUGGCUACUACAUCAUUUUAGACUAACCCAAUAAUUGUGCAGUGUUUUGAGGUUAGUGGCAUUUGGACGAGACCAAUUGGUAAAAUGAUAGGGACGUGUCGCUAAAUUUAAAGUAGCAGCCUGGGGGGAUUGCCCUCAAAAGUGUAGCUUUAAGCUAGCGAGCUAACACGCGGCCAGGACAGCGUUUAACAUCGUUUUUCAUUCAGUCUACAUUUUGUCUGCAUAAAGACGAGAGAUUUAGAUUUCUUCGGGACCGUGUGAAGGCCCCACCACCAUAAGCCUCUGUGUGGAUGGGGAAAUAGCUAGUUAGUGUAGCCGAAGAGGUUACCAGCUAGCAGUCCUAUUCAACAUGGAGGAUGAAGAGGUUGCAGAAAGCUGGGAAGAGGCAGCGGACAGCGGGGAAAUUGAGAGGAGACUUGAGGCAAAGUUGAAAAUAAAUCAGGAGGCCAAGAAAUCUAGCUUGGGUUCAGCUGGCUCACCUGUUCGAACUGCUAUUGUAAUCCAGGAUGACUCUUUGCCUGCAGCCCCUCCACCACAAAUCAGAAUUUUGAAACGCCCCUCAAACAACGGUCUUGCAGGAAACUCCGCAUCCUCAAAUCGUCCCUCUCAGCAGAUGAAAUCUUUGGCCCAACGCGAGGCAGAGUAUGCAGAAGCCCGGAGAAGGAUUUUGGGUAGUGCUUCUUCGGAUGAGACGCCUCAGGACAAUCCAAGUCAGGACAGGCCAGCUCGCAUGAGUGCUCAACAACCAUCUGAACCAGUUCGUCCAAACAAUCAUGUGAUCCGCCAGCCCACCGGGCCAGAUGGCACCUCAGGCUUCCGACUCGGCAGAUAAACAGGAGCUACCUUAAGCGAGAAAUCCACUGUCUCCCUGAGAAGACAUAGAAGGGAAUGUGUGUGGUAUGAAGAGAAGAGUGGCAGUGACACAAAUGUUGAACAGACAUUAGAAACAUGAAGACGUAGCAUGAACUGAAGAACUUCUCGAAACCCUCUCUCUACUCUGCUUACUGACAUGGUCUUUGCCUUUCACCCAGUCUUUUUCCUGUUGUGGAACUUUACAAGGGGCUGGCAGAGAUCAGCCAAAAGAUCUGAAACCCCAGCUGUUCCACAAUGUGAACAGGCUUUGGCCUCACAUCCCUACACACUGUGAUACUUUGAUGUACCAUGAGGUGCCCUAUGAUUUUUAGUAUGAUUGGCCAGCCAGGUGCCGGGGCGUCAGGUGUCUGUCUCUUCUACGAGACUAAGGAGAGUUUGUGAACCUGCGGGAUUUCCGCAGACACAGCAAACUUGAUGAGUGAGCCAUUCCAUGGCUAGAGCGAGGAUCAGGGCUGGGUGUCCAGCAGGCCACAGUUUGUCAUGUUCAGUGGAAACUAAGUGCUUGACAGUGCAGAGAGUUACUGUAUGUUCACCCGCUUCAGUGCAAAGUGUUAGGGGGUCAAACUGAUCCAACCCUUGAGGAGAAUUGCACUGUGCUUCAAAGUGUGUUUUAAUACUGUGGAGGCACAGACCAGCUAGUUCCGCUCAUAGCAAAUGCCUGGUGGGCACACAGCCUUUGGCCAAAGAAUACAGAAAGCAAGGAGAGAAUGUCACAAAAUCUAAGUUUAUUCAAGCAAUAAUAAUGAAUUUACUCCCUGGAUUAUUUUAUAUGCAUCGCCUAAAUACUUGUGCUGUUUCAAAUUAGUUUUAGUUUUAAAGUUUACAUUGUUUUCAUAUUUGUGAUUUAUUUUUUUUCUGUAUUUGAGUCAGAAGAUCAGUAGUGAACCAGACAUUAGAUCAUGUAGCCUGCAUAGCUUUUGGUAGUGUUAUAUGAAAUUUUAUCAAAUUGAAAAGAGUACAACCUAUUCAGGAAUUGAAAAUCUAAAGUUGUCGGUCAAGUUUGUCCCUGUGUGUUUUUGAUCUGAAUAGCUAAGAAGAAACUUCUCGUAGAGCCAGCUGCACUGCAUAAGGCUAAAAAAAAGACUGAGCUGUUAUUUUGGAUGCGAUGCAGUUGCUUUGUGAAUAGUGCUAUUAAAAAUAUGAUAUUGAGUAUCUCAAAAAUAAACCUCAGAUUCCCAACAUGGAGGAUGAUUUAGCCACAAGAUAACUACUUCAUUUUGUUGGGGGUGGGGGAUAAGUCAGGAGAAUUUGUGGCAGUACAACAAUGAUAGAACUGAUUAACACUCACAUCUAUAUCCACUUAAGAAGGAAGCCAAAUUCUUCUGCCUGGAUUUAGUGAAUGUGAUGUUUUCAAAUAAAAUGAUUUUACACCAUUAGUUUAUCUGCCACCAGAUGUGAAAGUAAAUGUUUGCAAAACACAAAGUCAUUGAUCUCAUAAAAUACUGAUGGGGUAACCAUGCAGACAUGUUCACAGUAAAUGAACCUUUACAACUUCUGAACCUUUUAACACUUGAAUGCCUUAAAUUACAAAUGAUCCACAGUUUCAUAUGUGCACUUUCAAAUGUUUAGUGCUCAUUAAUCUUGUAAAAGGUUUUUAACUCCAUAAAAUAAAUAUCACGUCAUGGAGGCAUUGUUUGUAUCUGCGAUUAGCAAAGGUUUUAGGGUGAUAAGAAUCAACGGUCAUGUAUGGUGCAAUUGUGCUUUUCUUACAAAGGAGCUCCAUGAGACUGUGUUUGAUCACAAAUAUGUCCAAAUAAAGAUCCAGCAUCAGUUUACUAUCGCUUGUAGAACUCAGUGAAUUAAAUGAUGUAUAACAGUAAAUUAAACAAUUCUCUUCUACACAGCAACCAAGUAAUCAUUGUGGCUCAAAUGUCUUCAUUUCUAUCACUAAUUCCAACCUCACUCAACCAAUGUCUGGCAGUUGAAGUUACCUUUUAUUGUUGUUUCAUGACAUAACUGUAAGUUGUCUAUUUCCGCCAAAAAACAACAUCAAUAUUUCUGGAUUUCUAAGAUAGUACAUUGCAGCAUUCAAGAUUUUUGGCCUUAAUACACUGUUCACAGGGAUCAGGUUCAACUCUUGAAAUAAAAGAGAUUUGUAAUCAUUUUAAAUUGAUAAUUGUAAUCAAAUAGCCAUUCAGUGAUCUAUCAAGUUUUGUUUCAGUCAUUCACACUAAUCUGUCCAGUUUUGCUGUCAGUGUUAUAUUGAAACUUGAAGAAGUCAAAUGACAUUUGAAUACCCUUUAAUAAACACACUUCAAAAAGAGAA